AUGGAUAACACCACUGGGACCACUUCGCCAGGCUCGAAGCUAGAGGCGGCGCCACUCACACAAGACGAGUCCAAGCCCCCAGCCCGUCAUCUUCACGGUUGGAAGUGGGCAAUCGCAUAUGCAUCGAUCGCGACAACUAUCUUCCUUUUCGCUCUGGACAAUACAAUCGUCGCCGCCGUCCAACCUUCGAUUCUAGAGUCUCUUGGCAACGCUGCACUCCUUCCAUGGAUUGGCACUGGUUUCGCCCUUGGAAGUACCGCUAUCCUGCCUUGGGGCAAGGCAUAUGGUGUCUUCACCAUCAAAUGGCUCUUCAUCUUUAAUGUACUGCUGUUCGAGCUAGGCAGCGUCAUUUGUGGGGCGGCGCCCAAUAUGACUGCCUUCAUCAUUGGCCGUGUCGUCGCUGGCGUUGGCGGUUCCGGCAUGUAUUCUGGCUCCUUGAGCUACAUCGCCCUUUUGACAUCUUUGAAAGAAAGGCCAACGUAUAUGGCCGGGGUGGCGUUGGUCUGGGGUCUUGGGAGUGUCCUUGGUCCUGUGAUUGGUGGCGCUUUCGCCACGAGCAAUGCCACUUGGAGAUGGGCAUUUUACAUCAAUCUUGUUGUCGGUGCACUGUUUGCGCCCUCGUAUCUCUGGCUCUUGCCUGACAUGUGUUUGCAACCAACCAAGUCGCUCUCACAGCGACUUCGCCAGGUCGACUUGCUUGGGACCACUGUCUUUCUGGGCGGCUCGGUUUGUUUCACCAUGGCCAUCUCAUUCAGUGGGUCAGUCUACAGCUGGGACUCAGGCUCUGCGAUUACGCUCUGGGUCAUGACGGGUGUCCUUCUGAUUACGACAAUCGUAUUGACUUUAAAGCAUCCACUUGUUACCAAGGAGAGCAGGUUGAUACCAGCCCACUUCUUCCGGUCAUUCCAUCUUGUCAAUCUCGGUCUCCAAAUGUUCUUUGUUUCUGGAAUCAUGCUCUCCGGUGUUUAUUACGUCCCAUUGUUCUUCGCUUUUACCAAGGGUGAUGAAGUGAUGCAAGCAGGAAUUCGACUAUUACCAUUUAUUGCUCUGCUAGUCUUCACCUCUUUGUUGAACGGAGUCCUCAUGCCAAAGUAUGGAUAUUACACGCCAUGGUAUAUCAUUGGUAGUGGGCUCUCCGUAAUAGGCAGUGCGUUGAUGAUAACUGUCAAAGAUGACACUAAUGUGGCAAACAUAUAUGGGUACACAAUCUUGGUGGGAGCUGGAGCGGGUUGCUACCUAGCGUCUGGCUUUGCUGUCAUGCAAAGCUUCGUUCCAGUUCAUGCCAUUCCAUCGGCAAUUGGAUUCCAAGCGAUCGGGCAAAUUUUAGGAACUGUCACCUUUCUCUCCGUAUGUGGCAGCCUCUUUGCCAAUACCGCUGUCAAGCUUAUCAUGCCGUUGUUACCUGCGGGAACUUCACUUGCAGCUGCCACUGAUAUUAUUACUGGAACUCACAGUCCCGCGUUCCAAGAUCUGGACCCUGAGGUCUCGCGCCAAGUUGUCAGCAAGAUUGCACAGAGUAUGCAGAAUGUUUGGUCUUUCAAUCUUGCAGGCAGUGCCUUGAGCUUUGUCCUUUCCUUGUUUUUGAAGGUAUGA
This is a messenger RNA of Exserohilum turcica Et28A, 1593 nucleotides long. RefSeq lists its product as uncharacterized. The transcript is spliced from 8 exons. NCBI's taxonomy places the organism in Eukaryota, Fungi, Ascomycota, Dothideomycetes, Pleosporales, Pleosporaceae. The record is from RefSeq and is a predicted model, not a curated record. Gene Ontology annotation, molecular function: transmembrane transporter activity. Gene Ontology annotation, biological process: transmembrane transport. Bases 1 to 1593 code for a protein of 530 amino acids.